Molecule: messenger RNA, 956 nt
Organism: Peromyscus eremicus (cactus mouse)
Lineage: Eukaryota; Metazoa; Chordata; Mammalia; Rodentia; Cricetidae
Gene: Mogat3
Product: monoacylglycerol O-acyltransferase 3
Exons: 6
Coding region: 1-732 (243 amino acids)
Biological process (GO): triglyceride biosynthetic process
Cellular component (GO): endoplasmic reticulum membrane
Molecular function (GO): diacylglycerol O-acyltransferase activity
Source: RefSeq, a predicted model, not a curated record
AUGAAAACACCUCAGAAGCAAUGGCUUGAAGUGAUAGGCGCCUACCAAUAUGUGCUCACUUUUCUGUUCAUGGGCCCCUUCUUCACCCUUCUGGUCAUCUUCCUCCUUUUUACCCGGCUCUGGUCCUUCUCUUUUCUCUACUUGGUAUGGCUGUACCUGGACUGGGACACGCCCAACCAAGGUGGAAGGCACGGCAGGUGGAUGAGAAAGUGGACAAUUUGGAAACACCAAAGAGAUUAUUUCCCGAUCAAGCUACUGAACACCUCAGAGCUGCCUGCUGACCGGAACUACGUGCUGGGUGCGCACCCCCACGGGGUCAUGAGCACGGGAAUCUUUUGUAAUUUCUCCACGGACAGCAAUGACUUCUGCCAGCUCUUUCCCGGGCUGCGGCCUUGGAUCGCCACGCUGGUGGGACUCUUCUAUCUUCCUAUCUAUCGAGACUACCUCAUGUUCAACGGGCUGUGUCCUGUGAGUCGACAGAGUCUGGACUUCAUUUUGUCACAGCCCCAGCUUGGCCAGGCAGUGACCAUCCUGGUUGGGGGCGCCCAGGAAGCCCUGUAUGCGGUUCCGGGGGAGCACUGUAUCAUGCUAAGGACCCGUAAAGGCUUCGUGCGCCUGGCGCUAAGGCACGGUGGGCCGCCCCAUCCAUGUACCCCAGUGCCUCAAACCCACCGAAAACCAAGUGGAUCACUAUCACCAACUCUACAUGAAGGCUCUGGAGCAACUGUUUGAAGACCACAAGGAGACCUACGGUGUCCCCGCUUCUACCCACCUCACCUUCCUCUAGACCUGAGACCCUGGACCCUGGGCCUGCAGACUUCCACCAUGUCAUGCUCCACUACUUCAUAAAUGCUAAUGCUGCAGGCGAACACGUCCAGACAUGGCCAUCCCCAUCCCGAGGUGCUAUAGAGUGUCCCCCACCCCCUAGUCUGGGUCUCUGGUCUCUUCCCAGUGAG